Molecule: messenger RNA, 1194 nt
Organism: Blumeria graminis f. sp. triticale
Lineage: Eukaryota; Fungi; Ascomycota; Leotiomycetes; Helotiales; Erysiphaceae
Source: the annotation of a GenBank genome assembly
AUGUUCACCAAUUUUAUUCCCCUAGCUGCAUUAGCUAGUGUGGCGUAUGCUCAAUCUCCCUCAGUAUGCUCGCAGCCAACAGCAACGAUCAAUUCUCAAGCCGAUGCGUCUGCUCUCGCAUCCUGCUCCACCUUUCAAGGCAAUAUUAUUGUCGGACCUGGUGCCUCUGGCAUAAUUUCAAUUGAUGGCCCACAGCAGAUCACUGGAAAUUUGGUCUGUGAGGAUGCAGGUGGUCUAACAAGCCUUGGGUCUACAACCAUUGGCUCCAUUGGUGGAGCCUUCAACUUGAACAACUUGACACUACUUUCAACACUUUCUAUGGGAGCGCUCAAGGCAGCUAGCACCAUAAACUGGGUUGCACUACCUGCGUUGUCCCAACUCAAUUUCCCCGCUACUGUAACCAGAUCCAAGAGCGUAACCAUCUCCAACACCUUUCUUAGUACACUCGAUGGUAUAAACCUGGAAACUGUCCAAACCUUACAAAUAGAUAACAACAAUCGGCUCAAAACUUUCAGUACCCAAGUUUCUAACGUCACAUCCUCCCUCAACAUUAACUCGAAUGGCAACAAUCUCGAUGUCAGCUUUCCUAACCUUAUUAGAGCUGCAAACAUGACAUUUCGCAAUGUUUCAACAGUCAGUAUACCAUCUCUCGCUAUUGUUGAUGGCUCCUUAGGAUUUUACGGAAACUAUAUGCCCAGCGUCUCGGCUCCCAACAUCACGUCUGUCGGCUCGAAGGCCGAUGGACAAGGAAGUUUAGCUUUUGUCGCCAACGGGAAACUCGCCAACGUAUCCAUGCCGCUCCUUAAGACAGUCGGGGGAGCAGUUCAGAUUGCAAACAACUCUGCAUUAUCGAGCAUUAGCUUUCCAUCACUUACAUAUGUCGGCGGAGCAAUUGAUUUUUCUGGAAAUUUCAGCACACCUGAUCUUCCGGCCUUGGAAAAUGUUAAAGGUGGAUUUAACUUGCAAUCGACUGCGAGCAUUGAUUGUUCAAACUUCGACUCCGAACAUGGUGCCGGAAAGGUCAUUCAAGGAGUUUAUGUUUGUAAAACAACCUCAAACGCCGCCGGUCUCGGUUCGGGAACUAGUAGCGGAUCCGGCCCUAAAUCUAGCAAGGGUGCGGCUUCCACUUUGACUUUGAGUGAUGCUGCUGCCGGUCUAUCCUUAAUUGGAGGGCUUGCACAAAUUUUGCUGUAA